Molecule: messenger RNA, 499 nt
Organism: Protopterus annectens (West African lungfish)
Lineage: Eukaryota; Metazoa; Chordata; Ceratodontiformes; Protopteridae
Product: jupiter microtubule associated homolog 1-like
Exons: 5
Coding region: 161-499 (112 amino acids)
Cellular component (GO): nucleus
Source: RefSeq, a predicted model, not a curated record
AGCACGGGAGUGACUGGUUUGAUUGUUGGCGGUUGUAUAGGUAGCUGGUAAGGUUUUAUGGUGGUCCUGUCAGGGAGCGAGCAAGUAUAAUAGCUAGUAAGGGCUUGUUGCUGUACUCUCUUAUUUUCAACGUCUGUAGUAAAUUAGGCUACUUUUAGGUAUGACGACCACACGGUGCUUCCAAGGUCUGGUUGAAGAACCGAAGACAGGCUCAAGAGUACUACAACCUCCUGGUGGUGGAUCCAGCUUUUCGUUUGGAAUGGGAGAAGAUAGUAAGCCCCAGCCAUCACGCCAGAAAAGAACAGACUCUGACAUAUUUGGGCCUCCUGUGGACAGCCAUCCAGCUGCUCGAAGGAGCAAUCCUCCAGGAGGCAGGUCCACAAUUUUCAGUGAAUCAGAAUCUCUCACUUCACCAAAAAGGAAUUUUCCUGGAGGAAAAAAUUGUGGAGAACUUAAAGAUGGGGUGCCUGAGAAGUGGAAAGGUUCCCGUUUCAGUUAG